This is a messenger RNA of Arctia plantaginis, 279 nucleotides long. The record is from the annotation of a GenBank genome assembly. NCBI's taxonomy places the organism in Eukaryota, Metazoa, Arthropoda, Insecta, Lepidoptera, Erebidae.
AUGGCGCGGAACAAGCCUGCCGAUGGUAGUGGCCAUGUCAACUUGAAAAAUGCUGCAGGACAAAAAGCAACAACUCCAUGUCAAAAAGGUGGUCCAAAAACGCCCGUCAAGCCUUCAGCACAAAAAGGAGCAGCGAAGACAGCACCCCCGAAGCAGGCUGCAGCAGCAGCGGCGGCAGUCAAAACUCCACAGGGCAAGAAGAAGAAAGGGCACAAGCACCAACAGUACGAACUCAUCGUUACAAUCAAUCUGCUCUUAGAAGCUAAACCCAACCUGUAA